AUGACUCAGUCGGGGCGCUUGUCGCCGUCCAAAGCCGUCAAGAUUGAGGAAAUAGAGGAAAUCGUGGAGACCGAGGAGGUCAUCCUCUCUCCCGAAGACCUGCACCACGAAGAGUACGAGAUCACGUCGGUGCCGAUCGAAACGACGACGACGGUGCAGACCGUCAAGCGGACCGACAUCCGUGACCUGGCCCGGGAGGCGCACUACCAAGCCAAACUGCUGCAGCAGGAAAAUGAAGCUCAAGAGCUCAACUUCCAGCCGGCGUCGAGCGCCGAGGACACCGAGGGUUCGGACGGUGAACACUACAAAGUCGAGGGUGACCACAGCUUCAAAACCGAGUAUGAGGGCGACCUGGACAUGGACGGCAUCAGUCCGAACAACUCGUCCUCGAUCCGGAAGCGGCGCGGUAACCUGCCCAAACACUCGGUAAAGAUUCUCAAGCGCUGGCUGUACGAGCACCGGUACAACGCGUACCCGAGUGACGCCGAGAAGGUGACGCUGUCGCAGGAGGCCAACCUCACGGUGCUGCAGGUUUGCAACUGGUUCAUCAACGCGCGGCGGCGAAUCCUGCCGGAAAUGAUCCGACGGGAGGGCCACGACCCGCUGCACUACACGAUCUCGCGACGGGGCAAAAAGCUGAACAACCAGCUGGCCAACAUGUCCGGACCGAACCCCAUCACGAUGAGCCCGGCGUCGGAGGUCAUUGUCGGUGCCACCGAGGAGAUUAUCGAAGAGGAGGAGGUCAUCGAGGAGGGCGUACCUAACAUUAUUACUUCCAGCAUCGGGCAGCAGUACGUGCAGACGCCGGCCGGUCUGGUGAAGGUCGAAGAGGACGUGGACUUUGAGGACCACAUAAUCUACCGAUCGGACGAGAGCAACAUCGAGUACGAGUACCCGGAGGAGGAGGAAGAGCUGCAAACCGAACAAACCGAGUGGGACGGCAUCAUCCGGUACGCCAACGACAAGGACGACGAAAUUCCAGAAGAAAUAACGGAAGAGGAAGUGAUUGCGUCGGACAGCCCCGUCAACGAGUACUUCACCACCACCACGACGACACACAGCAGCCAUCUGCCGCAAGCGUCGUCCCAAACCCUGAGCACGGGCAACGCCUCCGAGCGUUCCGCACCGAACACGGCCACAAAAGUGCUCGCCAAAUCAGUUCCCGCUGGGCUGACCCGGGUGCAGGUGGUGUCCGCGGCCAGCACAAACGCAGCGUCGAGCAACAACAGCGCGUCCACGCCGAUCGUGGUCAAGGCGGCCACAGCCGCAGCGGGGACCACCAUCGUGACGACACCGAUCCAGCUGGGCAAGACGGGGACGACGGUGAGGAAGCUUAUUACUACGAGCACGCCGACGACGACGGCGGCGGCGGCGACAGUGGAAACGUCGAAUGCGAAGUCGUUGAAUUCGUCGUCGGCGACGACGACGACGGCAGUGCUUUCGUCAUCGAAUAUAAACAAUAACAACAACAACAACACCAGCAGCAGCAAUAACAACUCCCAGCACACGACGACCGCCGUCAAGGUUAAAGGCGUCAUCCGCGACGACAAGGAUCAGUUCAAAUGCCUGUACCUGUUGGUGGAAACGGCCGUGGCGGUGCGCCAGCGGGAAAAGGAACAGGACGACGUGCACGUGCUCGCAAGAAGAAAGUGGUAAAACCGGAAGUGACAGCAAGAACCAAGCUAGCAGCAGCACGCACACAGGAAAAAAAUGUCCCCCUCCCAUCAGUCACAAACAGAUAGGGAUGGUAUCUUGGGAUUUGUUUUGUUUUCUAUUUAAUUUUGAACGAAUUCGAGUCACAGUCAAGUUUGAAUGCGCUUCCCCCCGCGUCACGUGUCACUCCCAUGCUUUCUCGUUGUUUUGUCAUACGCGUUACGAUUUUAUUUACUUAUUUAUCACGAUUUAUAGAAGCGAGCGCGCGCCCCCCUCAAGCAAGGGGAUUCAGUCGAAAUAGAUGGUCGAAGGAGGAAGGGAAGAAACAGCAGGAAUUUCGGUACGGUUAGAAAACGGACAGCAAACACUCUCAUAAAUAAGUACGUUUUAUAAAUAAAUGUAAAAAAAGCUCUAUUAUAUAGAAAUAAUCAAAAACAAUUCAAAUAAAAAUCCUCACGGGAAAUAUUAAAAAAA
Messenger RNA from Culex pipiens pallens (northern house mosquito), 2127 nucleotides. Its product is annotated as iroquois-class homeodomain protein irx-4-A-like. Bases 1 to 1656 code for a protein of 551 amino acids. The transcript is spliced from 9 exons. Lineage: Eukaryota; Metazoa; Arthropoda; Insecta; Diptera; Culicidae. Gene Ontology annotation, biological process: regulation of transcription by RNA polymerase II. The record is from RefSeq and is a predicted model, not a curated record. Gene Ontology annotation, molecular function: RNA polymerase II cis-regulatory region sequence-specific DNA binding; DNA-binding transcription factor activity, RNA polymerase II-specific.